Schistosoma mattheei is the source of this 486-nucleotide messenger RNA. NCBI's taxonomy places the organism in Eukaryota, Metazoa, Platyhelminthes, Trematoda, Strigeidida, Schistosomatidae. The record is from the annotation of a GenBank genome assembly.
AUGACCUUAGAAUGGUUACCACAAAUUUUACCCAAGAAUGUUCGAUUCGUUUUAACAUGUGAUUCCAAAUCAUCAAUUGCUCGUAGUUUGUGCAAUCGAAUUGAUUGCCAACUAUUAACUGUAUCCGGAUUAACUACACACGAACGUGGUGCAGCUGUUCGUAGUUUACUUGGAAAAUAUGGAAAAGUUUUAAGUGAAUCCGGUUUUCGAAAUCAGUUAUCUGUUUUAAUUCAAAAACGAGAAGCAAGUAUUCCACUUUAUUUGAAAUUGGCUUGUGAUGAAUUACGUUUGUACAGUAAAUAUGAACAGUUGGAUGCAAAAUUAAAACAACUGCCUGAUACAAUAUCCAGUUUAGUGAUAGAUGUUGUCAAACGAGUUGAAUGUAGUUGUGGAUCAGAUUUAACUUGCAUUACACUUGGUUUACUUACUUGCUGUCGUCAACCAUUGUCAACGGAAGAACUACAUAAUUUAAUUGAUGAUGGUUAA